Molecule: messenger RNA, 1836 nt
Organism: Hibiscus syriacus
Lineage: Eukaryota; Viridiplantae; Streptophyta; Magnoliopsida; Malvales; Malvaceae
Product: zinc finger BED domain-containing protein RICESLEEPER 2-like
Exons: 7
Coding region: 1-1836 (611 amino acids)
Molecular function (GO): protein dimerization activity; DNA binding
Source: RefSeq, a predicted model, not a curated record
AUGAUAGCAAUAUUGGUACAAAUAGUAGAAAGCGAAAAACUUACUUCAGUUGUAUGGAAUCACUUUGAGAAGGUGAAUGUUAACGGUGAGGAUAAGGCAGAGUGUCGUUAUUGCAAGAAAAAAUUAGGAGCAAAUAAUAUACGUCAACAAGUGAUUGGGAUGGGGCAAAAAACAACGGAUGGACAAACAAAUCUAUCAUGCUUAAAUUUUGACCCCGAAAAAUCAAGAAAAGAUAUUGCAGAGAUGGUAAUAGUGCAUGAAUAUCCACUUGUAAUGGUGGAACAUCAUGGGUUUCGAAAGUUUAUGGUUGGUCUUCAACCUUUAUUUAAGGUUCCAUCUAGGAAUACCUUAAAAAAUGACAUUCUCAAGAUUUAUGACUUCGAGAAAGAAAAAACAAUGCGUCUAUUGGAGAAGAUUCGAAGCAAGAUUGCCAUUACGACAGAUAUGUGGACAUCAAGUAAUCAAAAAAAAGGUUUCAUGUCAAUCACAUCGCAUUUGAUCGAUGAUAACUGGGAGAUGCAAAGCCGAAUAAUGAGGUUUAUAUACGUGCCUUGUCCUCAUACUGCUGAAGUUCUUGCUGAUGUGUUGUAUGAAUCUCUAUGUGAUUGGAACAUUGAUAGAAAAAUAUCAACAGUUACAGUUGAUAAUUGUAGCACAAAUGAUCUGAUGAUUCAUUUAUUAUUAGACAAGUUGUCUUUGAACUCGUUGAUUUUAGGAGGAGAGUUAUUUCAUAUGAGAUGUUGUGCACACAUAUUGAACUUGAUAGUUCAAGAUGGUUUAUCUGUUAUUGGGGAUGGAAUUGAGAGAAUUAGGGAUAGUGUUUAUUUUUGGAGUGCAACACAAAAAAGAAUAGAAAAGUUUGAAGAAGCGGCUCGUCACUUGGCAAUUGAUUGCUCAAAGAAAUUGUCUCUUGAUUGUAAAACACGUUGGAACUCGACAUAUUUGAUGUUGAGUGUUGCUAUAGUGUACAAGGAUGUUUUCAAAUGUUUAAAGCAACGAGAAACACAAUAUAGAAGUUUACCUACAGAUAGAGAUUGGGAGUUAGCUUCAAGUAUUUGUGGAAAAUUGCAACUCUUUUAUAAGGUGACUUUGAUGUUUUCGGGUACCAGGAAUCCUACAGCUAAUGUAUUUUUCCCAUCCAUAUGUGAGAUAAGAAUUGCAUUAAGUAGGUGGAGUGAAGAUCGAGAUGAAUUGAUAAAAGCAAUGGGGGAGAGGAUGCUUGUUAAGUUUGAUAAAUACUGGUCAGUUAUACAUGGAGUUAUGGGAGUUGCAGUUGUAUUAGAUCCAAGAUACAAGUUCAAAAUGAUGGAGUAUGCUUUCCCGAAGAUUUAUGGUUUUGAAAAGUCUGAUGUUGAAAUUGUAAAACUAAAGGAGCUUGUGUCUCGUUUGUUUCAAGAUUAUGAAACGUGUAGUUAUGAAAGUUCACAGAAUCGAGAUGUUGAUUCAAGUCGCAACACUAGUGACAUGGAGGUGGAGGGGGGUAUCACGUCGGAGCUUGAUCAUUAUCUUCAAGAAAAAGUAAGGACACAAAAUUCGGAGCUUGAUAUUUUGUCUUGGUGGAAAACAAAUGGUUUCAAGUAUCCAACAUUACAAAAAAUUGCCCGAGACAUAUUAGCAAUUCCAAUAUCCACUGUUGCGUCUGAGUCUGCCUUUAGUACAAGUGGUAGAUUGCAACUUGUUCACAAGAGUCCGAAGCAUAUUGUAAAAGCAUCGAAUAUGACCGUGAUGAUACUGACGAGCAAUUGGGGGUCACAAUUGUUUGAUGACGGUGGUGGUGUCGUUGACGUGACUUGGAAGUUGGAACUUUGGAAGAAUGAUUUCGUUUAUGAAAGUUGA